GUGUUUGUUCCGCUCCCGGCCACCGUUGCUUCCUCCCCAGCCUCCUUCCCUGGCAGGGCCACAGCUCCCACUGGCAGUGCCGGGCACCAGGUUUUGACGAGCAAUGACAGAAGUGAGGAGAGAGGUGUUCGGGCAGAUGCCCCAGGAGGAAGGAGGAGGAGUGGUGGAAAAGUUUAUCUUAAAGUCAGACAGCGUGAAAGUGGAGAUCCUGUCCUUGGGGUGCAUAAUUGCUGCUCUGGAGACAAAAGACAGGGAUGGGAAGUUUUCAGAUGUUGUCCUCGGCUUCGACACUUUGGAAGGUUACACAAGGAAGCACCCCUUCUUCGGUACCGUCGUGGGGCGUGUUGCCAACAGGAUUGCAAAGGGGAGGUUCACCGUGGAGGGCAAGGACUAUCAGCUGUUCCUCAACAAUGGGCCCAACAGCCUGCACGGAGGAGCCAGGGGAUUUGACAAGGUUCUCUGGAAUCCCCACAUCGUCCCAAAUGGCAUCUGCUUCUUCCGGCUCAGCCCUGAUGGUGAAGAAGGUUACCCUGGUGACCUAAAAGUCUGGGUGACCUACACACUCAGCGGUGGGGAGCUGGCCAUCAACUAUCGAGCCCAGACGAGCAAGACAACACCCAUCAGCCUGACAAACCAUGCGUACUUCAACCUUGCAGGGCAGGGCUCACGGGAUAUCUACGACCAUGAGGUUUCUAUCCAAGCUGAUUCCUACCUGCCUGUGGACGACACCAAGAUCCCUACCGGGGAGGUGGCCACGGUGCAGGGCACCGGCUUCGAUCUCCGGCAGCCUGUGGAGCUGGGGAAGCACUUGCAAAAAUUUCACUUGGACGGUUUCGACCACAACUUCUGCCUGGAGCAGGCACCCACUCGACGCCUCGUGGCCAGGGCUCGCCAUCCGCCCACUGGCAGGACCAUGGAGGUUCACACCACCCAGCCUGGCAUCCAGUUUUACACCGGGAACAACCUAGAUGGCUCCCUGAAGGGCAAAGGUGCCAUCGCGUACCCCAAGCACUCAGCUUUCUGCCUGGAAACCCAGAACUGGCCCGAUGCCGUCAACCAGCCCCACUUCCCCAGCUCCCUGCUGCGGCCGGGCGAGGAAUACAACCACACCACCUACUUCCUCUUCAGCGCUGCUUAAGGACGGGGAUGCCAACUCUACCACCAAGAAGGGACUUGCACUUCUUUGAGGGCUUCCUGAUGGUGAACGACUGAAAGGAAAAGAAUCCACAGUUAACAUUUUGGUAGUCAUUUGGGAUUCACAAAUACAGGAAAAAACAGCAGGAGGAUACCUAGACUCCCCCAGCACCCUUUAAGCACUGUUUUAUUAAUAAAACAACUAAUCCUUAUUGACAAA
This is a messenger RNA of Calidris pugnax (ruff), 1354 nucleotides long. It is a transcript of the gene GALM, whose product is annotated as galactose mutarotase (aldose 1-epimerase). Bases 104 to 1138 code for a protein of 344 amino acids. The record is from RefSeq and is a predicted model, not a curated record. NCBI's taxonomy places the organism in Eukaryota, Metazoa, Chordata, Aves, Charadriiformes, Scolopacidae. Gene Ontology annotation, molecular function: aldose 1-epimerase activity; carbohydrate binding. The transcript is spliced from 8 exons. Gene Ontology annotation, biological process: glucose metabolic process; beta-D-galactose catabolic process via UDP-galactose, Leloir pathway.